Molecule: messenger RNA, 426 nt
Organism: Capsella rubella
Lineage: Eukaryota; Viridiplantae; Streptophyta; Magnoliopsida; Brassicales; Brassicaceae
Exons: 1
Coding region: 1-426 (141 amino acids)
Source: RefSeq, a predicted model, not a curated record
AUGAAUGGAGGCGACAAUACCACUCCUCCCGAACCAAGGCCAAUGACUCAGGAGGCACCUGUUAACUCUUCCUUGCGGCCUUUGAACCCUUCCCCGUCGUCAGUCCUUCAUCAUCCACUAGGACCAGUGAGCCUUUCUCCAUCAACUACUUUGAAUGUGAACAGAAGAACUCAAGGCGAAAGCAUUGAAACUUUAAGCGGACACUACAAGAGUAUUUCAAUGGACACCGGUCUCAACGACUUCUUGAACAUACCGGUUUCUUCUGGUUAUAUCUCCUCUACCAGUUUGGUUGAUGGAGAUGACAAUACUUUUGACCUCGGGUUUGCGGAAGACGUGUACACUGCUAAUGAAUUGGAGAAGAUUUCAAAGUGUCCCAAACUUUCAAAGAUUCAAAAUGAUCCUAAGAAAGUCAGAAGGUUUGCGUGA